UGCCUAAUGGUAUUUUAAAUGUUGGAGUGCUUGAUUCAGUUGGUGAGAGCUGGAGCCACACUCAACGUCUCCACCACUCGCUACGCCCAGACACCGGCCCACAUUGCUGCUUUUGGAGGACAUCCUCAGUGCCUGGUCUGGCUGAUUCAAGCAGGAGCCAACAUUGACAAACCAGACUGUGAGGGUGAAACUCCCGUUCACAAGGCGGCUCGCUCCGGGAGCCUGGAGUGCAUCCAUGCCCUUGUGGCAAGUGGGGCUCGUGUCGACCUGAGAAAUGCCAGUGGCCUGACCGCAGCAGACAUUGCACAAACCCAGGGUUUCCGAGAGUGUGCCCAGUUGCUCUUGAACCUCCAGAAUUGUCACCUGAACCGUUUCUAUAACAAUGGCACCUCAAAUGGGGGUCACCAGAGUGUAUUUCCUACUCACACUAGUGUGGGAACAAAUCGAAAGAGAUGCUUGGAAGGUUCGGAAUCCUUUGGAGUAAAGAAAGCUAGAACUGAAGCUCAAAGCUUGGAUUAUGCCAUGUCACUAGUGAAUGGUGAGACAGAAGACGAUGCUGACAAAAUGCACAUUGAUAGAGAGUUGGCUGUUGUAACAGAUAUGAAAAACAGUAGCUCCGUACCGAAUACAUUGACAAAUGGAUCUGUCAUCAAUGGACAUUUGGACUUCCCCUCCACAACCCAGCUCAGUGGGAUGGAAAGCAGGAAUGACCAGUACUUAACAGGAUCUAAUGGAAUUAGCAAUGGAUUAGUUCCAGGACGACCAUUUCCAAGUAGCCAGGGUUCUCUCUGUGUUAAUGACACUGAGGAGCCAGAAAAGACCAUGAGCGUUAACCCUGAGAUGUGCGGCUCUCUGCACCUGAAUGGGAGUCCAAGCAGCUGCAUAGCCAGUAGACCUUCCUGGGUGGAAGACAUUGGGGAGAAUUUGCACUAUGGACAUUACCACGGGUUUGGGGACACCGCUGAAAGCAUCCCUGAGCUGAACAGUGUGGUCGAGCACUGCAACUCGGUGACAGUGGAGGAGCGCUACAACAGAGCCGUGCUGGGCGCCAUGCACCUGCACCACGGCUCCUAGAGAUGGGGGCCCGUGCUCAGACACACACAGUCCUUUAUGGCAGCCAGCUUGGAGUGGCUGGAAGGACUGUCAUGAUGUCUACUGUUUUUUUAUGCAUUAACUGUCUGGAAAAGUAAACUUUCACUCAGCUUCCCAGCGAGUGCGUCUUUGUGCAUGAGUAGGGCUGGCUUAGUGCAUAGAUGUUUCUACUGUGCAGUAUCGCUCCUUUUAUAAGGUGCACUUUUUGGAGUUUAAUUUUUCUGAUGCCAAUCUCAACAUUUUCUUUUUAAUACUGUCACCAGAAAUUGCCAUUUCUCCUUUUGUCAAACUGAAUUAUAUCUGAUCAAGAUAAAUUGGGGCAGUAAAAUACCUGGCAAUUUAUCUCUGUUUGCACAGGGGUGUCAUUUUGAAAAGCUUGCUUUUACUCUUUCCUGUAGUUUGUGAUGGAACACGGCUAUUUCCCUAUGCAAGGUUCAGCCUUACAAAGAUUUCUUGCAGUGAAGUGUAUGUCUUUUUCAAUGUCUUUGCAUUGAAACUUAAACUUUGCAACUUGCUGUGUGGUGAAGGUUUUAGUUGUAGACAGACACAGUGGUUUGGGGGUAUAAAUGGUCCCCUUCUUUAAUGACGUAGACCACUGCCUUAGGUUUCAUUUUGAAACAGGCUCAGCCUGGAACUGAAUCCUGAUUUAUUGUGGGUUUAUUCCACAUUUCCUACUAGGUGUCUAGAAUUUUUACCGCAGAUAAUGGUUUCCUUUAUAUGUAGUGGAAGUUACUAUUUGUAGGACUGGUCAGGUAAAGAUACUUAACUGACCAUUUUGACUUAACACUUUUCUUCUUUUUAUUUUUUGGGGUUUUCUGCUUUAAAAUAUACACCUCUAUGUAUAUCCAGUUAACAGGAUUUUGAAUCUCUCAGUAAAACUGCAUUAAUGUUUAUCGUUUUAUAGAAAUUGACUUAUAUUUAGACAAGUAGUGGUUACUCUGUGCAAAUAUUGUAAUGAAUUUUUACUUUUCUGAUUUUUGUAUAAUAAAAAUUGGUGCAGAUAGCGAAAACGUCAAAUGAACAGACCCAUGUUCUAAGAGUGUUAUUAACAUUUUGUUUUAAGACUGUCCUUUACAAAUUGAAUAAAAAAAUUUUCACACUUA
Molecule: messenger RNA, 2195 nt
Organism: Galeopterus variegatus (Sunda flying lemur)
Lineage: Eukaryota; Metazoa; Chordata; Mammalia; Dermoptera; Cynocephalidae
Gene: ANKRD10
Product: ankyrin repeat domain 10
Exons: 6
Coding region: 19-1074 (351 amino acids)
Molecular function (GO): protein binding
Source: RefSeq, a predicted model, not a curated record